This is a messenger RNA of Penicillium pulvis, 579 nucleotides long. RefSeq lists its product as uncharacterized. NCBI's taxonomy places the organism in Eukaryota, Fungi, Ascomycota, Eurotiomycetes, Eurotiales, Aspergillaceae. Bases 1 to 579 code for a protein of 192 amino acids. The transcript has a single exon. The record is from RefSeq and is a predicted model, not a curated record.
AUGAAUGAAAUCUCCGCCAUCGAGGAGAGCCACAAGUCGCUGACAUUAUUAACCGUCUUAGAAAAGUGCAGUUCCUCGAUCGAAGUCGCUUCUUGCGAGCUGCAGAAUGAUGACCAUCUCUCGCCCCCGGCACGUGGACCUCCCCAUCCUGCAAAUCGUACCCAUAUCCAUGCCAGAACCCGCGAGGAACGCGAUACCACACUUCCUCUGACCGAUUCACAAAUUGUGGGCAUCGAUAUCGGCGAGGCACGCAUGAACAGCUUGCCAUUACCAGGCCAUAUACUGAAUGGCCAACAUCUAGGACAGAUUAGGAUUGAAUCUCCCCAUGACCACAUCCGGACCAGUGCCGGCAUCGAGAUGGCAACAAAGCCAGACUGGAGUCCCACAUGUCCCACUGCAGGCUAUGAUGAUCCCUAUUAUGAGCUUCGGCAACAGUUGAGUCGGCAUCUUCCUGGAUCAAGCCAUAGGGCACAGCCGUUCCCUGUCACUAAGACAUCCGAUGCAUCCAAGGUGCCACGUUGCUCCAGUGUUGAUGACACGAGAUUCAUCAAAUGGGCAUGGAGUAUCAAUCAUAUAUAA